Messenger RNA from Penicillium salamii, 1260 nucleotides. The record is from the annotation of a GenBank genome assembly. Lineage: Eukaryota; Fungi; Ascomycota; Eurotiomycetes; Eurotiales; Aspergillaceae.
AUGACAUUCAGACGGUCGCAAUGGAUCAUACCCCGACACAGCAUCCGACGGCUUUGCCUUAGGUCUAUAUCGACCCAUCCAACCAAGAGGCCAAGCCAACCUCAAUACGUAUGCUCCAUUGAUGCGGAACCACUACAUCGCUACCGAAAAGGUGGCUAUCACCCAGUUGCCUUAGGGGACACUCUUAAAGACGGAAGAUAUAAGGUGUUGCACAAGAUAGGCUGGGGAGGGUACUCAACGGUUUGGGCGACGAGAGACCGAAAGGAAGGGAUUUAUGUCGCUGUCAAAGUCUCCGUCGCAGAAGACAAUCGUCACAUGGAGUCACGGAUCACAAGGCAGUUGACAUCUUGCAAUCCACCCUCAAGUCAUACGGUGCAUCUACUCGAUGUUUUUGAAUUGAAUGGCCCAAAUGGAUUACAUGAAUGUGUGGUCUAUGAGCUCCUAGGUCCCAACGUCCAGGAUACAAUUGAUACGCACUUCCACGGGAGACUCCCUGGCAAGCUUGCCAAAUCGAUUGCAAAACAGAGUCUGGUUGGACUUGAUCACAUACAUCAACACGGUAUUGGCCAUGGAGAUCUGCAUACUCGCAAUCUAGUCUUCACUUUGCCUGACAUGAAUCAUAUUCCUGAAGAUAAAUUCAUCGAGAUGCUAGGAGCUCCGGAAAUUGGCUUGAUACGCAGAAAAGAUGGGAAAAGCCUGGAUCUAGAGCCCGGUAUACCCAAGUAUCUGGUGAGGUCUACUGCAUAUCAGCCACGUUCUUGGAUCUCGACCCCGUCCAUCAAGAUAAUCGACUUUGGCGAAUCGUUCACGAGCACCGAAUCUCCGAAAACACUCCAUACGCCUCUUUCUGUACGAGCACCUGAAGUUAUAUUCCAAGAUCGGAUCGACUAUCGUGUUGACUUGUGGAGUAUGGGAUGUAUGUUAUUUGAAUUGUUUACCGGCCAGCCACCUUUUGAUUCAUAUUUCACCACGCCAACUAUCCUGGUCAGUCAAAUGCGGGAUAUGGCCAGUGACGACCUGCCUGGAAGAUGGCACUGUAUGUGGAAUGAGAUGAACGCAGGGGCUAACAAGACCUUCGAGCCGGGACCCAAUUUACAAGAGUGGCUGGAGGAGGUGUACUUCGAUGGCACGCUGACACCGGAUCUUACUGCAGAGGAUAUUGUGAGACUGGGACAAAUCAUUGCAAAGUUGUUGAGAUUUGAGACGAGCACUAGAGCAUCGGCCGGAAAAGUCCUGGAUGACCUUUGGUUUCAUGAUUGA